This is a messenger RNA of Fusarium pseudograminearum CS3096, 1086 nucleotides long. RefSeq lists its product as uncharacterized. Gene Ontology annotation, cellular component: endomembrane system; SNARE complex. Gene Ontology annotation, molecular function: phosphatidylinositol binding; SNARE binding; SNAP receptor activity. The record is from RefSeq and is a predicted model, not a curated record. The coding region runs from base 1 to 1086 and encodes 361 amino acids. The transcript has a single exon. Lineage: Eukaryota; Fungi; Ascomycota; Sordariomycetes; Hypocreales; Nectriaceae. Gene Ontology annotation, biological process: vesicle fusion; intracellular protein transport.
AUGGCACCGCUGCUAGAAAUCGCUAUCCCUUCUACUAGCGUAUCCGACGAAGGAUCAAAGAAGCCGUAUACGCUCUACAACAUUACACUGCGACUUCCCUUGCGAUCCUUUGUCGUGCAGAAACGAUAUUCCGACUUUGACGAGAUCAACAAGAUCCUCACACAGCAAGUCGGCGCGCCACCGCCAGAGCCUCUUCCUGGCAAACACUGGCUCAAAUCCACCGUCAACUCUGCCGAAUUGACACGCGACCGCCAAGUAAAACUCGAGAAAUAUCUGCGUGCGAUCGCAGAGUCACCCGAUCGACGAUGGCGCGACACUCCAGCCUGGCGAACUUUCCUCAACUUGCCCAGCUCGAGCACGACCAACUCGGCGCUGUCGGCGGGCGGAAUGGUUAGGACCGCAGCUUCUGGUGCCGCGGACCCCGGUACAUGGUUGGACAUCCAUCGGGACUUGAAACAAAAUAUACACGAAGCGAGACAGUGUUUGUCGAGACGAGACGCCGCUGUGGACAAUGGCAAUUCGACGGCUGCAGCGGAAGCGGGCGCAGCAGCCAAGAGGGUCCUCGUACAAAGUGGCACCUUGAUCGCGACACUUGCGGAUGGGCUACGAAGAAUACAAGAGUCCGGGCGACUCGGUGAGGGCGAAUUGCGACGACGACGCGAUCUGGUCAACCAAGCUCGUAUGGAGCGAGAGGGCCUCGAUAAAAUCUCCAACAGCAUGCCUAGCUCGACCGCAGCUGCUGGCCGAGGCGGAUUCAGUCAAGGGCAAGCUUCAACGGCCGACAAAGCUGGACUUUUAAGGGGAGGUCGUCCCGCCGGUCGUGUCCUGGGUGCCCCUCUACCAGAGACCGACAAGACUCGCGAACUGGAUAAUCAGGGGGUUCUGCAGCUCCAAAAGGAAGAGAUGCAGAACCAGGAUCUUGCAGUUGACCAACUCACCGCAAUCAUCCGACGACAGAGAGAAAUGGGUGAGCAGAUCCACGAGGAAGUCGAGCAUCAGAUCCGAAUACUAGAUCAGUUUGACGACGACGUCGACCGCACGGGAGCGAAGCUAAAGGUAGCCAACAACCGUAUUAAGAAGAUGUGA